AUGAACCGUCUAUCUGGUGACUAUAUUGAGAGCUUGCUCUACAAGGUGUUCUCUACCCUAUCCUCUCAAUCAGUUAAAGAACUCUCCGAAUUGCUUGAAGAAGAGUUGAGUCUCGUCUCACAAGCAGUUUCAACAUUGAACAGGCUCGGAUUUGCGGAAAAAGAGGAUGAAUUCGAAGAUGAUAAUCUGGUUGAUACACUCUCUUCAACAUCUCUUGAUGAGCCUGGUGACAUCAAGGAAGACAAGGAUGCCCAUUCCAAACUCGCGUUGAUUUACGAUUCGAACUUAGCUGCCUUGCUCAUGAUGGGAAAUCUUUCAGCUGGCCUGAAAAAACACGCUGUCACCAUGUUCGAGGUCGGUCAAUUGAGAAACGACCAAAUUGAUGCGCUGACUGAAGAGCUUCGUCUCAUAGAUGCUGUGAUUCAGAAGCGGUUUGCGUCUCAAUAUAGUAUGAUAAUUUCCAUGGCCGAUAUCAACUGCUCUCUGCCUUCUCUACCUCCUGAUAUUCCAUUUGUGGGAAACCCAUCUGGCCGGCGUUCGAAUCCAUGGCUGCAAGUUCUUCUUAGCCUGAAAUCUCCGAACGGUCCCUUCGCUCUUGUUCUUCCACGAGGCUUUAGGCUUCGGUCCUUUCCAAAAUGUCUGGAAACUGCUCGCAAAUUCAAAGUCUACCCCUGGGAACAUGACAUUCAAAUUCUUUCUUCUUCAAUGGGCCUUUAUCAUCUAAACGAAGCACUUAUCCACCAUCCCAUAGUACUGAGAAAUCAUUCCAACGACCUACAGCCCGUAGCUCUUCCACAAACCCAAGAAGAAUUAUCUAGUGCUGGAAUACGCGACGAUCAGCUCGCGACUCUUUCAGACCUCGUCGACCCAACGAAGUGUGCUGGCUACAUUUCACAGGUUGAGCUUGACGGAAACACCUUUAUUGAUGCCAUCAAUUUUGGAAUCCCUCUAACUUCUCUCGAGCUCACCGCAAAAGUUUGUGACGGGAUGAGUACGAUAGAUCCAAAAGCAAUAGAAACACAUAAACAAUGGGAUGACCAGCUUCAUGAAUUGAUGAGCGAAUAUGGGGACAACGAGGAAGGCUCAUGGCCGACGAGGGCCCUUCUUGUGCGAGACGGAACGAUCGAGUUUUUCGAUGAAUGA
This is a messenger RNA of Oikopleura dioica, 1143 nucleotides long. NCBI's taxonomy places the organism in Eukaryota, Metazoa, Chordata, Appendicularia, Copelata, Oikopleuridae. The record is from the annotation of a GenBank genome assembly.